Thrips palmi is the source of this 3566-nucleotide messenger RNA. It is a transcript of the gene rha, whose product is annotated as centrosomal protein of 120 kDa. Gene Ontology annotation, cellular component: centriole; centrosome. The record is from RefSeq and is a predicted model, not a curated record. Bases 197 to 2707 code for a protein of 836 amino acids. The transcript is spliced from 12 exons. Lineage: Eukaryota; Metazoa; Arthropoda; Insecta; Thysanoptera; Thripidae. Gene Ontology annotation, biological process: centrosome cycle; interkinetic nuclear migration; positive regulation of centriole elongation.
GCACCAUGGGGAUAUGAAAAUUUCGUAUCCCGAUCCAAGUGUUUCCAUGGCGGUGUAAACAGUAGAUUUUAAACCCAAAGCGCAGAUUUGUUGAUUUGAUUUGUGCUGAAAGGUCAAAUUGAAUCCCACCCUCAGUCUGUAUGAUCUGUAUCAACCUGUGUGGUACAUGUCAAUGCAGACCGCAUAGUGAAGCGCUAUGUCUUUGCAAGAACUAAGUGGUCCAUCUAUUCAUCUAAAAUUGAGUAUCAGAGAAGGUCAUGGUUUUGGCUUCCUAAAAAGUCCAAUUGUAAUAGUUGCGGGAACAAAUGGAAUCUUUCUUGAAACUGAGGUGGUUCCACCGAGUCCAGAUCCAUUGUUCCAUAUUGACCUGGUCUGGGAAACAGACAAGAGAAACCUUCGAAGAUUCAGGGCAAGCAAUACACCUAUGAAGUUAGAGUGUUUUACUGUUGGCCCAAGUAACCAACGCGAUUGCAUUGGCUCCAUACUUUUAAACAUUAAAUCUGCCCAAGUUCUUCCAAGGGGAUCACUGAACAAUGUAAAUGAGAAAUGGCACAAACUUAUUGGUGUGCCUGCUGAAGCAAAAGCACUUCAACCAGAAUUAUUGUUGAGUCUUACAAUUCAAGAGCCCAAUUCCUUGAGCCAGCCUCUUCCAAGCAGUAUUUGGGAGGGUAGAAGUAUCCCACCUACAAUUGUGUUGCCUGACAAGCAGACAGAGGCAGCAGAUUCUAGAAACGCAGAAAAAUCAAGACCAUCGAAUCCAGCAUCAACCCUACCUGCUCCAGAAUUAAAGCAAGGCUGUAUUCAAUUGGGGUCAGAAUGUUCAUCCAUUGAUUUGCUGCUCCUGAACUUCACUGUAAAACAUGCUCUUGAAUUGGAACUGUUACUCCGCGGCUACGAAAAGUUUUGUGAUGUUGAUAGCAACUUGAAACCUUUCCAAAUUGCCUUUACACUUAUGGGUCACAGUUUCCAAACUAAGCUGUUUGGAGAUAAGAGCCCCGGACCAGUAUGCACAAUAAAUGAGGAAGUCGUUCUCCCCAUACGCACUUCACUGUCAGUUCUGCACCAGUAUCUACAAGAGAAACCUUGUGCGUUAGUUAGUCUGUUUUAUUUGGGACAAGAAAUUGCUGCUGCUGAACUGCACAUAAGGUCUUUGGUGCCCACCAAUGACAUGCAGUCCUUUGCCCAUGAAUUUAAUGGUCUGACAUCAUUUUCACAAAAGUGUAAACUAGUGAGUUCAAGAUCCAGAAGCUUUCCUGUGCACGGUGGUGUUCAACCAAGUGUUGAGAUUACUACCAAGCUGCAACUCGCUGCAUCUCAGGCAACUCCUCACCAAGCCCAGCAAGUUACCAAUCAGACCAAACUGAUGUGUGAUAAUUUAUCUUUUCCCUCAUGUAUUGUUUCUCAGGAAGAUACUUCUUCCAGAUCCGAGAGUCGGCAGUCUCAUGAUACAUUCAUUGUGACCUCACAAAAUGGUCCUGUUUGGAUCCCAGUAGCCCCUGGAUUGACUCAAACUAUUGCACCAACAAAAGCAAAUUGUGGACCAGAAGAUGAAAUUAUUAAACUUGGAAUUGAUCAGGACAUAAGUGCAGGCGCGGGCGCCCCUGUAACACCAGAAAAUAGUUAUCUAGAUCAUUCUCUGAGAAUUGGUGCUGGAAAAACUGCAGCAGAUCCCAAAGCUUUGCAAAAUGCGAAAUUGGCUGCAAAUCAGUUGGGGGUCAGCAGCUUUCAUUCCUUGAAUAAAGAAGCCUCAAAAAGUUGUACUGCCAUGCAAGAAACCACAUUACCAGUGGUUAUUGCUGUUGAGGAGGGUCAAGCCAUUAAAUCUAAAUGCAGUAAAGGUGAUGCCAUUCAACAUCCACCACAACAGUCAUCAAUUACAUCUAAGUCUCCUGAAAUUAAUUGCGUCCCUGCUCGUACUCUUGUUGAAAUUGAACCCACAAUGCCCCUUGAUACCAGUACAGCUUACAAAAUUGUUGAAGAACUAGAGGAUUGGAAAGAGAAGCAACAAGAAAUAUUUUUAGCAGAACUGAAACAGAAAGAAGUUGAACACCUUGCACGAGUUACUGAAGAAUGGACAAGGAAAGUGAAGGCACAGAACACUGAACUAGAGAACAAAGUGGAGGAGUGCAAAGCUAUGGCUAACACAUUGUCCAGUGCAAAGCAGGACCUCAAAGACCGUUUAAAAACAUGUUCUACAAGAGAGCAGGAGCUGCGGAAAGCAAAGGAGAGUUUGGACAUGCAGUAUCAAAUAAAGUUCCAAGAACUCACUCUUGCCGCCCAAAGGCUUGAUGAAGGUGUGAAACUCAAGGUUGCUUUAGUUGAAUCCAAAUGUUCAAAGCUUGAAAUUAGAUUGAAAGAGCUUGAGUCUGAAAAUGAAACUUUACGACAUGAACUCAAUCAGAAAGCUUCAGCUGCUCCCGCUAACCAAACAUGUGGAAUGAGCCAUAAACAAGUGUCGCAACUAAUAACUCAAGUGGAUCAACUUGAAGGAAAACUGAAUGAGUCAUUACAAUCAAAAGCCUACUUUAAGGAGCAGUGGGGCCGAGCUGUUCGUGAAAUGAACCAAGCUAAACUCCAAUUUUCACAGAGCUCAGAAAACAGCAAAUGCUUGGAGAAUUUACUGAAUAAAGAAGAAACAGAGCUUCAAAGAGAUCAAAGGACUUUAGAAAAUUUACGGCAAGAGCUAGCCUACUUCAACUCUCAUUAGAGUAUACUACAUACCAUGUUGUUCAUGCCAAGACGUGAAAACUGCUUUUAAGGCAUACAAAUUGGGUUGCUUCGUAAAGUCGAACUCAAAUUAACUCUUGACAGAUUCCAUACCAUACAGCAUCGAGCUCUUAAUGUCACCAAAUUGUAUAAAAUUUGGCUGAAAUGUCAAUUUAGCCCUAAUAUGUUCCUCUUAAUUGUUUUGUUAUUUAAGACCUAUUAUUUUGCCACAAUUUCUUCCUGAGCAUGAGACAAGCUCCUUAGGAAUAGUUACUGGUGAGCUCUUCAUCACUUCUGGUAUAUCUAGUGCGUAGUAAUGUUUUGUGGUAGUUUGCUAUUUUCUUGAGAGAAAUUUGGUCCUUGCUUUGUCUUUUUACCGGAAAUACCCAGAUGGGCUGAAAAGACACAAAUAGUCGGCCUGACAUACAAAAACCUUGGCAGAGAAGUUACUAGUGCUCUUAGUUUUUACUUUCACCCCUUGGCUGAAUUGGUGACAUCAAGGGUAAAGCCAACUAAACUUCAUUGAUCGCUGGAAUGAAAUCACUCAUUAUGAUGUUUGUAAGAUUAAAAUUAGGGAGUAGAGUUGCGCGCAUGAGAAGAUUUUUAUGCUUGACUGAGUAUUGAAUUUAUCAAGAUACUGUAGGAGCUUGAAAUACCAAAGAAACUUCAUAAUUUUGUAUUAUUUUGUUUAGGGAGGCUUUGUGUGAGGUAUCCGUUCUCCUUUUGUAUGAUAUAUGUAGAUUAUUUCAUAAGUGCUCACUUGAAAGUAAAAUAAAUCAAUGUAAACAAUGUGUUAAAAAUGUUUUAAUUAAUUACAAUCCGAUUUGAAAAUAAAAAUAUAAUUUGCAUGAUAAAUUUAA